AUGUCGGCUUGGGAUAGCGAUGUCGUUUUGUGUUCUGAAACGAGUCACACGAAACGUGCGGUGCGGGCUAUUUCUGCCGAAUUCAGGUCGGUCGGUCUUUCUGUGGGGCUGUGUCGGCCCGUCCCCGACAAGUUCGAAGUGGGUGAUGUUUUGGGGUCUUUUCGGGGCUUAUCCCGCGGUUGCGGGAUGGUCUCUCGUUUUCCUUUGUAUAGUUUCGAGUCCCCGGUUGUGGAUGGUCGUUUCUGGGGGUCCAGCCGGAUUCACAUGGGGGUAGUGCAAGUUGGUGAGCUUGCUAUUUCUAUGGUCACGCUUUAUCUGUGGCCUAAUGCGCCUUUGACUUCUCGCAGGUAUUUGGAGAACUCUGAGUUAAUUCGUGCUGGUGUGCAACUGGUGCGGUCUGUUUCGGGCCCAGCCAUUUUGGCGGGGGAUUUCAAUACCUCUUUGACGGCCUUUGACGAUAUGAAAGCUUUGCUGGCCGAUGGUUGGGUUGAUGCCGCUCUUUUUGAUGCCGAGCGACGUGGAGGUGUUCCGGAACCUACGUGCAAACGGGCUACCAGACACACUUUCUGUGUGGUGAGCCCCUUGAUGGUUUUUGCUCUUAGGUCGUCUUUCGUGGAUUAUCAUGAAGAUCUUCCUACGCAUGCAGUUUUGGUUACGGAGUUUGAUCUUCCGGCUUCUAAUCCUCGGGUGCUUAAGUGGGUUUUGCCGAGGCUUCUGGAUCAAAUGGCCUUGGACACGGCCAAGCUAGAGCGCCUCUCGAAUGAGGUCGGAGUGGACAGAUGGCAUUCGGCAGUGGAUCAACCAUUGAGGAAUGGGCAGGAAGAUGAGGCCUUUGCCAACUGGUCGGAGAUUGCUGAAGCUAUUCUCCUGUCUUCUGUUGAUGGUGCGGUAGAUGUUAGUGGGCCUGCUUGGUCAGGUCGGGGUCGGCUUACGGAGCCCGUGGUGCGAACAUGGGCCCCUCCUAGGUUUCAUUCUGGGCGCCCUGGAGACUUCCGGCUUGAGCUGCCUUCAGUUGCGCUUGAGGCUAGGCGGUGGCAAAAGUUGGUUCGACAGAUUGAGGCCUUGUUGAGGAAACUCAAAGCUGGGAGCCGGUCUGCCAGGCCCAGGUGUUUCCAGGAUGAGGUUCAGUGCAUUUGGCAGGCUAUCGUUGGCUCGCCUGGCCGGCCUAGGUUCACCUGCUGGGCUUGUGGUGUUGUCGGCUUUGCCCGGCAGUUUGUGCCUUGUGUUGAGGUUUUGGAAGCGUUGUAUCGUGAGGCUUCGGAGCAUGCCCGCAAGGUGUCCAGGAAAUGUUGGGGUGCAAAGCGUGAGGCUUCUCGAGAGCAGAUGGAUGCAUCUUGGGCAACGCACGGGGGUAGUUUUCCUUUCCGGUUGCUUCGGGAGCAGCAGCAGCCGCCGGUUUUGGAGAUGAGAGUUCGAACACAGCUCCCAUUGAAGCCGCAGCGGUGGAUGGCGGAUGGAAAGCAAUGGAUCCAUGUUCGCAACGUUUCUGCUGUGAAGGUUGGUGACGAGCUAUGUGGGAGCGCGGAUUGCAAGGUUUUGGAAGUCCAGGGUGAUGCUAUCGGGGUCGACACUCGGCUUUCACGGAGGGAAGCUGCCGGCCUUGAGAGGGUUCAAGUUUCGCUUGACCCUAACGUCUGGGCUGGGGCCUUCUUUCAAGGUUGGGGUGCUUACUGGCAGAGGGAAGCAGGCCUGGAGCAAGGUCACCCCUGGAGGCCCUUGUUGCACUCUCUCCCUCAGGUUCCUGAACAGUCGCUUGGUGACGUCACUUUUGAUGAUUGGAAGGCCGCGCCCGGUCGGGCAAAAACUGCUUCGAUGCGCGGUACUUGUGGCUGGUCGGUGUCGGAGCUGAGAAGGCUGCCAGAAACGGCGCUUUUGCCGCUGUUGAGGAUUUUCAACCAUGUGGAAAAGGGAGGCGCUUGGCCCAAGCAGCUUCAGCAAUGGUUGGUGGUGUUGCUUCGCAAAGAGGACGGGAUUCCCGAAUGGAACUCGGUCAGGCCGAUUUCGGUUGCUUCGGUGGUGUACAGGGUUUGGUCGCGUCUGCGCACAAGGCAACUCCUUGCUCUCUGUCAGUCCUUUGCAUUGCCCACGGUUGGGCCGAGGUUGUCCACCCGUUCCUUGUGGGGCUAUGUUGCGGAUUUUGUGGCGGAAGAAGCACAUGCAGGGAAAGCUCCUUCCGGCUUGGUUUUGGAUAUCAUAAAGGCUUUCAAUGUGCUUCGGCGGCCUUUGGUCCGUGAUGCUAUGUGUCACUGUGGGGUGGACAGCAACUUGGUUGAUGCUUGGUUGCGUGGUCUGGACGGCAUGGAACGGCAUUUGUUGGUUGCAGGCAAUGUCUACCGCGCUGAGGAUGAGUUUCGCACGAGCUCAGCUGGGGUGCCCGAGGGUGACCCUCUGUCCGUGGUGGCUAUGUUUUGCAUGUGUCGGUUCUUCGCCUUGUGGGUUCAGGCCAAAGCAGACGUUAUGCCGCUGACAUAUGCCGAUAAUUGGCAGGUCCUAGCCAGCCAAGUUGGACUGGUUCUGGAGGCACUUCCCUUCGUUGCACAGUUCCUUGAGAAGUGUGCUUUGCCCAUUUCCCCGCAUAAGUGUUGGAUGUGGAGUGCUACGGCAGAAGGACGGCGCAGGAUGAAGGCGGCUUGUUUGAGUGAUGACCGUAUUCCGGUUAAGCUGCAGGCCAUUGAUUUGGGUGCUGACCUGCCUUAUUGCAAGAGGCGGGCAGCAACCAAGAGGAAUCAAAGGGUCUCAGCCGGGCAUAAACGGUUGCUUAGAGCAAGAGGUGUUCCGUGUUCCAGGUGGCGAAGAUGUAGGCUUAUUCUUUCGGGUGUUUGGCCUCAAUGUUUGCAUGGUGCGGAGACGGGACAGGUGCCUUUUUCGGUAUUCAAAAGGCUUAGGACUCAAGCAGGGCGGGUCGCUUCCCUGGCUAAGCCGGGAGUUCGUCCGUGGUUGGCUUGUUCGGUGGGUGCUACGCAGACGGUUGACCCUGCUUUCUGUUUGCUUGUGCAAAGGAUUCGCCUUUUCCGGCUGAUGUGGUGGGACUUGUCCCAGGCACAUGCGCGCAUGCGGCGCGGUUUGGUUUCACUGAGGUGCGGGAAUGGUGGUGUUUCCUACUUGUUGGCCAAACAGUUGCGGUCUUUGGACUGGCUGCCUCAAGGGUUGGAAGUCAAGGACGAUGUUGGGCGGUCUUUUCACCUUGUGGAGACGCCCUUGAAGGCAGUUAAAAGGGUCUUGGAGUCGUCUUGGAUGGAACAGGUCGGAAAGAAUGUGGCACAUCGGAAAGAGUGUGGGGAGGUUUCCCGUAUUGACUUGGCUUUGUCGCGUACUUGGAUGAAGUACCCUUUGGCCGAACAAAGUUUGCUGUUGGUACAGUGUACUGGUGUGACGUAUACGCGUGAUGGCUUGUCUCAUGCUGUUGGGUUGGAGGUCUCUAGGGCUUGUCCGCUCUGUGGUCAGGAUGACUCUAGGCUUCAUCGUGCCAAGUUCUGCGAGGUUGUUGCUGACUUGCGUGGCCCUCUUUUGUCUUUCUUGGGAGACAGGGAGUUACCGGCGCACACGUGGGCCUAUGGCCUUUGGGAUGAGCCUGCGUCCCUGCGUGAUUGGCAGGCAGAUGCGUGUGCUUUGGAGUGGUCCCCUGUGCUUAGCAUUUCAGGUGGUUCUGCCAUCUUGGCAAAAAACACGGGGAAGGUUCACAAGGCGUUUUCGAAGGUCCUGGUUCAGUGGCUUGGUGCUUUGCGUCGGUAUCCGAUGUGUGCUGCUGGUUGGUGGUGCACGGUUGAUGGGUCGGUGCUGUGCUCUUUUGUGCUUCCAGGGAUGCGGCGAUUAUUUCGUGCGUGGUCGCGUGCGCUGGGUGCGGUUGGUGGUUUGUCCUUCUUGGAGGUCGGUGAAGCGGGCGGUGGCUUGCGCGUCCUCAUGCGAAAUUUCCCCAAAAGUUGGGUGGUUCCGAAAGACCGAGCAGGCUUACCUGCACGUAUCCAGAAGAUCUUGUGCCGCUUCGGGGUGCUGCUCGGUGAACCUGAAGUGUUUGGUGGCGCGUGCGGUGGUGAUGUCACUGCCAUAGCUUGCUUUCAGACUUUGGAAGCUGCCGAGGCGGCCGUCAAGACACUCUUGGGAGCUGACAUGCGAACCGCAGCGGAGAAGCAGGCAGCUGGAAACCGCCCGCCUUCGGAGAGUGAACGCUUUUGGGUGGAGAUACAGCAUGCCAAAGCCCCCGCAGCCCCGGCAGUGAAAGCAAAGCCUUCUCACAUUGCGCCAGAGGUCAUUCCCGAGGAGUCCUUCAUCUUAGUGCGGGGAUUUCCAACUAGCUGGGCUGAACCGCAGGUCAAGUACUUGUUUGUGGUGUUUGGCGGCACUUCUUCGAUACGCAUAGUGGCAGAUGGAGAUUUUGGCCGUGCGGCACACGUCAUCCUGAAGGACACGGCAGCAAUGCAAAGAGCAGCUGCAAGUUUGAACGAAACAGAUGUUGGAGAUGGCGACAUGAUUCAGGAAUGCCACAUAUACUGUGAGUACGUUCCGGGACGAAUGGAACGUCAGCGUCUUCAACAGGUGGCUGCUGCAGAGGCAGCUGCAGCGGAAGCAGCAGAGAAGCAGCGCCGCCGAGAAGAGAAAGAAGAACGCCGGCGUCAGAAAGAGGAACGUCGCCGAAGACAUGCCGAAGAGAAGGAGAGGCAACGGGAGGAACGCCGGAGACUGGAAGAGGAGGAAGUGCGGAGGGAGGAGGAACGGCAGAGAGAAGAGAGAGAGGAGAGAGAGCGACAAGAGGAGGAACGGGUAAGACUUGAAGCUGAGGCUGAAGCUGAGGAGCGCUUACGCAAGCAGGUGGAGGAGGAGGAGGAGCAGCUGAGACGAGAGGCAGAAGAGGAAGAGGAACGGUUGCGGCUCGAGGAACUCGAAGAGGAGGAAAGGUUACGCCAAGAGGCAGAAGAAGAGGAAAGGUUAAGAAAAGAAGCCGAAGAGUUGCAACGUCUCAGGAAAGAAGCGGAGGAGAAGAGGAGGCGCUUGCUCGAGGAGGAGCAGGCUCGUGCCAUGCGAGAACUUGAGGAGGAAAGAGAAUUGGAAGAGCAGCGGCAGAGAGAGGCUGAGAAGCGCAAGCGACAGGAGGCUCUGGAGGAAAGGCUUCAAGAAGAGGCCGCCGCCCAGGCUGCCCAAGCCCAGGCUGAGGCCGAGGAGCGCUUGCGGCAAGAACGGCAAGAACGGCAAGAACGGCAAGAACGGGAAGAACGGGAAGAACGGGAAGAGGAGGAGAGGUUGGAAAGGCUCGAACUCGAAGAGAGAGAAGCCCAACGACUGCGAGAGGAUGCUGCCAACGCAAGGCAAAGAUCUGCCCGGAGUUCUCAUAGAAAAGACCAUGGCCGUGGCAAUCAACGAAGAGACGAACGAUCCGCGAGUGCUGUCCGCCGGAAGAAGCGGCGCAGCCGCUCAAGCCGGACGCGGCGCAAAGAGCGGAAGCGGCGUCGCAGGGAUGCAUCCAAGUCGCGAAGUCAGUCCGAGCACCGAAAGCGCCGCGCGCGGAGAGGCGGGAGGCAGAGCUCAGAAAAGAGCCUAGAGAAGGAAAGGCAUCAGGACGAAGAUGGAGAGGCGGAGACUGGUAUGGUCAAUGGACAAGUGCCAGAGCAACUCGAGCAGGAAAGCCAGCCAGAAGAUGCCCAGCCCGAAGCGGCUUCUACAGCUUGGCCAGCUUCCACUCCCUUUGCUUCCGUGGAUCAGUGGCAAGGAAUGUAUCCUGCACACGGAGAAGCCAAUGAUCCAGGUUGGAGUGCGGGGCAAGCAGAUGCGUUUGCAGGAAGUUUCCAUGCUUCAUGGCCAUGGCAGCCACAGCCAGAAAUGCCGGCAACAGUGGCACCAGCAGCACCAGUGCCAGUGAGUGUAGCGCCAGCAGUGGCGGUGGCACCACCGUCCCCUCCGCCCCCUCCGUCCCCUCCGUCCCCUCCGUCCCCUCCGUCACCGGUGCCGCCAGUGCCACCGGUGCCAUCGGUGCCAUCAGUGCUACCAGUGCCACCAGCUGCACCACCAGCACCACCAGCACCACCAGCGCCAGCGGAGCCUGCGGCUGCCCCCGAGGAAGCGCCAUCGAGCCAUGCACAUGCACAUGCACAAGCGCCCGAGACGAAGGCACCCAUGAAAUCUCGAGGCUCGUUUUCUAUGGCCUGGGGGACUGUGCCGAGCCGCACAACAGCUGCAACAGCUGCAGUGCCAACGCCUGUCAAUCUGUACCAGCAGCAAUUUCAGCAGUGGCAACAGCAGCAACAGCAAGUUCAGGAGCAUCACCGUUUGGAGCAAGAGAGGCAGAAGAAACUUGAAGAGGAGCUCAAGGUGGAAUUGCAGCAGCAGUUGCAGCGGCAGAUGGAGGAAAAAGCAAAGCAAGAAGAAGAAGAACGUCGGCUUAAACAAGAGGAAGAAGAGAGGAGGCAACAAGAGGAGAAGGAACGGGAAGAGAGGAGAAAAAGGGAAGCAGAAGAAGAGGAGCGCAGGGCGGCUGAAGCCGAAGCAGCAAGGCAGCAAGAAGAAAGGUCGCGCUAUAUGCGCAUGUGGCAGGACCCCGGUGUCAAAGCUGAUGAUCAAAACUCAAAGCCAAGUGAAGGAGCGAAGUUUUGGGGUCACGACGCACAGUCGCCGGGGCGGCCGCAAGGGCUGCCAGGGCUGCCCGGCUGGCCUGCCCAGUCAGUGCCUCUGCCGCACCUUCAUGGCCAAGUGCGCCAGCCGCACCAGCCACAGCUCCCAUCCUUCGAUUCCUUUCAUGUCCGACUGGGCUUUCCUCAUAGCUUGCCGCUGGCUCAUGCUCCUGUGCAGCCAAUGCAACCAGUCCAGCCAAUGCAACCAGUGCGGCCAGUGCAUCCAAAUCUCCAUCCAGGUUCUCAAGCGCAACCGUGGGAGUCUGCCAGCCCAGCUCCAGGUGAUGGAAGGCCGAGCAGGCACCGAGACCAGCCGGAUGAAGAGGCCGACGAUCCGACAGAGCCAUCGGCUUCGCCUCAGGCACCGGACAAUGAUGAUGCUGACACCGAAGCGCCUACAGAAGAGUCCGACUAUGAUCCUUUCGCAGGGGCACAGGGCAAGGAGCCUCAGGAGUACAACCCCUUUGCUGAAGCUGAGUCGGCAGUUGGUAUGGAGGAUGAUGGUGAGGAUGAGGGUGCGUUUGACUCUCUCAUUGAAAUGUUACGAGCUGCGGAGAGGGAAGGGAACUCUGCACCAUCAAGGAUGGCAGAGGAAACGCAGCCACAACAGAAAGCAAGACCGCUGGACACAGGUGAACAGUUUCAAAAGGCCAAACCAAAGCCAAAGACACACUAUCAGUUCAACCAUGCGACACAGCGCUGGGAGCCGAAGGCUGCACCACCUUCACCACCAAGAGAACCAAGCCGUGGCGAUCGCUUCCAACGCGAGCUGCCAAGCCGAAACACGCCAGCAUCUCCUCCACGACACGCACCAAGAAAGCUCGUCAUUGCAGAGUGUGAAGCAGAAGCUCGAGCUGAUGCAGCUAACAGCUUCUGCAGCUUUUCGCAGGCCCUGGCUGUGCGCCUGGCCUUGCGCUUUGAAUCUCGACCCAAGGAUAUCUUGGUAAGUAUGAGUGAAGCAGGGCUGCCUGCUGCAAAGGACCAGCGCUCUACAGUGAAGACCAUAAUGCGGCUUUGUCAUCCUGACAAGUGCAAGCAUCCGGAUGCAAAGCGUGCAAUGCAGAUCCUGGGCCCCCUGCUUUCUUAGUGACGCCAUAUCCUUUUGAGUGAAGG
Cladocopium goreaui is the source of this 7712-nucleotide messenger RNA. Lineage: Eukaryota; Dinophyceae; Suessiales; Symbiodiniaceae. The record is from the annotation of a GenBank genome assembly.